UAUUAGGAAAAAGGAAAAAAAAAAAAACGAAGGGGGAGCUGUGUGAGGCGCCGUCUCUUCCUUCCCCCUCCACUUUAUUUUUCUCUGUUGGGGUUUUCUAACAGUCAUAUCCAUCGGCCGGAGACUCAACGAUUCUUCUCGGAAUCUUAUUUCUCUCAUCAGCGUUUUUCGAUUGGAGGAGCAGAGACCACCACACACACACACACACUUUAAAAAAGUCAAGCUGGAGUCUCAUAAGUGAAACUAUGGAGCCCUAAUCCUCUUACCAUUUCUAUUGUAGUUUUCUGUGAGCUCUUUCGGGAUAGAGAAGAGACUUUACUUUUUUAACGUCUAAUCAAAAUCCCAUGGCGUCAACAUUUUGAUUACUCUUUCAGGUUUUGGAAUCUUGUAUAUUUUAAGCAUUUUUGGUGAUUUUCAAAACUGUGUACCGGUUGUUUUUCUUGUUAUGUUUUGGAUGAUAGAGACAUUUUUGACUUUCUCUUACAAUGAGUACACGAAGAUCUGGCAUUUCCAAGCAUCAACGAGCUGAUAAAUUUUGUGGUCAAGGGCCUAAUUGGAUACUAAUUGCUGGGGGUGCCUUGUUGAGUACAUUGUCUAUUCGCUUUGGGUACAAGCUUAAGCAGUCACUUGAUUGGAAACCUCACUCGAAUGGCUCUUCUGGUUUAAAAGCCAAUGGAGGAGCAUCUGAGAGGCAAAAAUCUACAAGCUGUUGCUUGCACUCUAACACGUUUUCCUGUGCACACAGUAAUGAUUGCUUCCGCUCCAUUCCAGGAAGUGAGAAUGUGGAGGGAAAAGAGGUGAUAAACGAGCAAAUGGUAUCCGCAUCUGACACUUCAUUGCCUCUUGUGACAGUUUCUGCUCCAUCAUUUAGCAAAGAAAAUGGAGUCAUGUGGGCUACUUCUCCUGAUCGCCUGGAACUUCCCCCGAAACCAUACAAUCACCAAUCGACGUGCUCAGAUUCUCCCUGCGUAUCUGAAACCAGCUCAGACAUCUUCAGCAAACGAGAAGUAAUACAGAAACUGAGGCAACAGCUGAAGAGACGCGAUGACAUGAUACUGGAAAUGCAGGAACAGAUCCUAGAGCUGCAAAACUCGUAUAACGCGCAGACGGCACACUCUAGCCAUCUCCAGGAACAGCUAGACACAAUGAACAGAGAUCUUUUUGAAUCAGAAAGAGAAGUCCAGAGACUGAGAAAGGCGAUAGCUGAUCACAGCGUGGGAUGCGGUGCGGGUAGCAAUGGCAAGACAUCUCCCGUUGCACCAUGGAGUGGCCAUGUGAACGGGUUUAUGGACAGCGAAAGCAACUAUGAGUCACAGGAAAAGGGAUCAAGGGAUGGAGAAAGAGUAGAGAUGUUGAAAAAGGAAGUGAGUGAGCUUAAAGAGGUUAUAGAAGGGAAGGAUUAUCUACUUAGGAGCUAUAAAGAGCAAAAGAUAGAGCUUUCGCAGAAGGUAAAAGAGUUGCAGCAGAGAUUGGACUCACAGGUCCCAAACAUAUUGUAGUAGGUGGGAAAGGUUAGGCAUUGUGCAUACUUGCGUCUCUUCUUUUAAUUUUUUUUCUAUUAUUUUCCUUUUUUCGAGAAAAUGAAUCUAUGUCCUAAGAUAAAGACCGUUGGGAGAUAGAGAUUUUCAGGUUUCUUUCUGGCUUCAGCUUUCGUUUUUGAAUUGUCUUGAUUCUUGGUUUUGAGGUCUUUUUAUCUCUCGUUUGGUGUAAAGGAAAAUAGUUGUUGAAGAGUUUGCAGCGGGGAAUAGUUUCAUGCUUCUCCU
Messenger RNA from Camelina sativa (false flax), 1763 nucleotides. NCBI's taxonomy places the organism in Eukaryota, Viridiplantae, Streptophyta, Magnoliopsida, Brassicales, Brassicaceae. The record is from RefSeq and is a predicted model, not a curated record.